AUGUCCGGAUUAUCUGAUGAGCCACCUCAGAAACACAAAACAUUUGUUGUUUCCGAGAUGCUGGAGCAGCUAAACCGCUACACCUCUGAAUCACAUACAGCAACACAAUCAUCGCAUACCAACCCAAAUCCACUCCAGAGCAACUCAGAAAUCGAUGAGAUCAUUUUCAAUACUCCGUCUGACAAGAGUUUGCUUGCGCGGAAACCAUGGGCGUCGAAUCCUCACUAUUUCCAUACAGUCCAUAUCUCAGCUAUCGCCCUGCUCAAGAUGGUAAUGCACGCGAGAUCAGGUGGGUCUAUCGAAAUCAUGGGGAUGCUGACAGGUAAAGUUGUGAGACCUUACGAGAUGGUUAUUAUGGACACAUAUCCUCUUCCAGUUGAAGGAACGGAAACUCGUGUCAAUGCUCAGAACGAGGGCUACGAGUUCAUGGUGCAGCACCUGGAGAGACUCAAAGCUAUGGGGAAGGAAGAGAACCUUAUUGGAUGGUAUCACUCUCAUCCUGGCUACGGUUGCUGGCUCAGCGGAAUUGAUGUUGCUACUCAAGCUUUGAAUCAGGGAUUUCAGGAUCCGUAUGUUGCUCUGGUUAUUGAUCCAGAAAGAACGUUUAAACAGUCCAAGGUGGAGAUAGGCGCUUUCAGGACUCUUCCAGACAAGAUACCAUCAACGCCCGGAAAAACGACAAAAUCCGGAAACAAGCCACCAAAGUAUUCGACCCGAGUUCCCAAAGGAAAACAGGAAGAUUUCGGAGUUCAUGCCAAACGAUAUUACUCGUUGGAAGUCAAAGUGUUCAAGUCCAGUGAAGACAGGAGGGUGUUGAAAGCGCUGAAAUCGAAUUAUCAGUUUUCAGACAUCCUCAAGGAGACAGAACAUCUUACGGAUCGCGAGCGCGGAGAGUUAUUUGACCGUCUAGACGUUCUUACUGGUAGAUUGGCAAAGUGUAUACCGCAAGCUUCAGUGUCUGCUCAGUCAUUAGCCGAUAUUGGGGAAGGGUUCUUGGGAGGAUACCCUAUGGCGCCAACCAAGAGAAAAAGGCCUGAUCGUUUUGACGAUUCCGAUGACUUUCAAAAAGAUGUAUCAAUUGGAUCUCCUACUCUGAGAUCACGUUUACAAAGUGACAAUUUGAAGAUACUGGCUCGAGAUUUUCACAGCUUGGUUCAGGGGAAUCUGCGAGGAGUGAUUGUGAGGGAUGUAGAGGAGGCCCUCUUUCAAAAGGAGUCGCAAUAG
Kuraishia capsulata CBS 1993 is the source of this 1224-nucleotide messenger RNA. RefSeq lists its product as uncharacterized. NCBI's taxonomy places the organism in Eukaryota, Fungi, Ascomycota, Pichiomycetes, Pichiales, Pichiaceae. Gene Ontology annotation, biological process: protein deneddylation. The transcript has a single exon. Gene Ontology annotation, molecular function: metallopeptidase activity; deNEDDylase activity; protein binding. Bases 1 to 1224 code for a protein of 407 amino acids. The record is from RefSeq and is a predicted model, not a curated record. Gene Ontology annotation, cellular component: COP9 signalosome; cytoplasm.